Molecule: messenger RNA, 1518 nt
Organism: Purpureocillium lilacinum
Lineage: Eukaryota; Fungi; Ascomycota; Sordariomycetes; Hypocreales; Ophiocordycipitaceae
Biological process (GO): cinnamic acid catabolic process; ferulate metabolic process
Cellular component (GO): cytoplasm
Molecular function (GO): carboxy-lyase activity
Source: RefSeq, a predicted model, not a curated record
AUGGCUGAGAACCGGAUUGAAAAUCACACAUCGGCUGCCCAAGACUUCCGCCGUUUCGUGCAAGAGCUCAGGGACGAAAACGACCUCGUUGUCAUUCAAACCGAGGUUGACCCCUACCUCGAACUCGGCGCCAUCGUCCGUAUGGUAUACGAGACGGAAGAGAAAGCCCCCUUGUUCAACAACAUCAAAGGUCGCCUCGACAAUGGCCUGUUCCGGAUUCUCGGAGCUCCGGUGGGGGCCAGUAAGCUCCCAGGCAAGCGAUUCAUGAGGAUAGCCAAGUCUUUGGGCCUUCCCGCUACCGCCACUGGAGAAGAGAUUGUCAACAAAAUCAACGCCGCAAAGAGACUCGCUCCAAUCCCGCCAAGAGAGGUGCCAACCGGUCCAGUCAAGCAAUUCAAAAUUCUCGGCGACGACAUCGACCUCACCACUCUCCCAAUACCCUUCCUACACCAAGAUGACGGUGGGAAAUAUCUUCAGACCUUUGGCAUGUACGUCGUGCAGAGCCCCGACGGGGCCUGGGUAAACUGGUCCAUCACCCGGGGCAUGCUCCACGGCAAGCGAUCCAUAGUCGGCCCAGUCAUCCCGCGACAGGACAUCGGGGUCAUCCGGGAUAUGUGGCGGGAGAUGGGACAGGACAUGCCCUUCGCGCUUUGCUUCGGCGUUCCCCCGGCUGCCAUCAUGGUCAGUGGCAUGCCGCUGCCCAAAGGUGUCAACGAGACGGAUUUCAUCGGCGCCUUGACUGGCAGCGCGGUCAAGGUCGUCAAGUGCGAGACGAGCGACAUUCGCGUUCCAUCAAAUGCCGAGCUCGUCUUGGAAGGUGUCAUAUCGAGCACGGAGACGGCGCCAGAGGGUCCCAUGGCGGAAUACCACGGGCUUGUGUUUCCAGGGACUUCCAAGGACUGGCCUGUCUUCAAGAUCGAUGCCCUGACUUACAGGGAGGACCCCAUCGUCCCAAUCUGUGUAGCGGGCAAGGCCGUCGAAGAGAAUCACACGGUAUGGGGUGUCAUGCAGGCGGCAGAAGUUCUCUCGAUCUGUCAGGCAGCGGGGCUUCCGAUUAAGACGGUCUGGAACCCGUUUGAGUCCCACUGCCUGUGGUUCGUGCUACAGGUCGACACACGGCAGCUGCGAGCACUGUCCACAAAUAUCGCCGACUUUAGCAUUCGGGUUGGUCACAUCGUCUUCGGCUCCAAGCCCGGGUACUACAUUCCCAAGAUAUACCUAGUAAGCGAUGACAUCGACCCAUCAAGCCUGCAGGACGUAGUCUGGGCUGAGGCCACGAGGUGUCAACCUGGAGCGAACGAGUUCUUCUUUGACGAGUAUCCCAACAUACCGCUGAUACCGUAUGUCAGCCACGGCAUCGAGGCAGCUGGACAUCACAGAAAGGUAGUUCGAUGCUGCUUGUUCCCUGUCGAGUUCACGUCCUCCCAUCGUUUCUGGAAGCAGGGCUCGUUCCGAGAGUCGUACCCAGAGGACGUCCAGGAUCGAGUCAGACAACGCUGGGGCUCGUACGGAUUCUGA